AAAGCAGCAGAUAUGUAAAGCUGACAACACAUUUCUACAAAUAAAGCCUCGACGACGAAUCUAAGGUAUACUAGAUGUCAACUCCUAGACAGAUAUAUCAGAGAACUGAUGUUAGCUGAUCCUGGCAUCGCUCGUUUUCGCAAGACGUUUCCAGCGGCGGCGUCGGAACGCGAAGGAGGAGAGAGGCAGCAGCAUCAGUAAUCAGACUAGUUCCCUCCCAACCGCACGGCUGAGGCGGAUUCAACUGCAGCACUGGGGAACGUAUCGCUGGAUGUGGGUGAAGACCGUGUGAAUGCGCGUGUAGGCUCAUACGCUGGGAUAGCGAGAUCUGCUCAUCCUAACCCUAUGCGCUUUAAGAACGCUUCCCAAUCUGGCGCGCUCAGGACUGAGGCAGGUGUAGCGGCGAGGGCGCAUCCAUGAGCGUCUUCUCCCGGGACGGCAUGUUUUUAGUUUAACCGGAUUUGUUGAACAGACUGGGGAAGAGGAAAGGCGAGUUCGGAGGUUUUGAUGCAUAUGAUCACAACCACCAUGAUUUUUAUGAUCCUCGGUGCUUCAGUUGUCAUGGCGAUAGCGUGUUUAAUGGACAUGAACGCACUCCUGGACCGCUUUCACAACUACAUCUUACCGCAUUUACGAGGGGAAGACCGCGUCUGUCAUUGCAACUGUGGAAGGCAUCAUGUUCACUACGUAAUUCCAUAUGACGGAGACCAUUCGCUCGUGGACUCGUCUGAGAAUUACUUUGUGAGUGACAGUGUAACCAAACAGGAGAUGGACCUCAUGCUGGGGCUGUUGCUGGGCUUCUGUAUCAGCUGGCUGUUGUUGUGGCUGGAUGGAGCUUUGCACUGUGCUGUGAGGGCCUGGAGAGCCAGUCGCUAUUAUGAUACCCCUUCCUGGUCGUGGUUGCCACAGUUCUGCAACCUCCGGGACCUCCGUAGACGCGCACAGCUCCGGCAGCUGGAGGAUUCCAGCGGAAACAUGGUGCACAUCAAGCAGAAGCUCUAUCACAAUGGUCAUCCCAGCCCCCGCCACCUCUGACUUUAACGGCAGUUUCCCCAAAACUGCUCCAUUACCAGCUGCUGCCUCAGAGACCCACUUUAAUUGUUCCACUACAUCUUUUAGACCUUCAAAAACCACUUGAGUAUUUGCCAAAAGAAGAAAGAAGAUUAUCGUUGCCAAUAUGCUGAUCUGUGUCUACAUUCACCACAUUUGGCGAAUGGUUUAGAAAGUUGUUUUUUUCUGUACAGGCAUUUUAUUUUCAAUUGCUGAAUCUAGGCAUGCACUUUUAGAAUGGGGGAGGAUGCAAGAAAUGGUUUUGUGAGACACUGGGAGUCAAUUCAUGUUUUUUCCUUGCUUUUUCCCCCCACCUUUUUUAGCUUUUUCAUCAGAAUACAACUUUUUGGGAGGGGGGUGAUAAGCGGGUGGGGUGGGAGGGUGGUGGUUAUGGUUUUGUGAUGGUAUAGUUAGAGAUUAAUGCUCUUGUAAAUAGUUAUACAUAUUGUUUUAUGGGAUUUAAGCAAACACGGGAGUAGGAAGUUCUUAGAGACGAGUCAUGAACUGUAAAAAAAGAGAGAAAAACAUAAAGAGGAAAGAAUUUUGAAUGCUGAUAUGUGAUAUGUGAACUUUUUGGAUGGAUGAAAAAGAGAUCACUCUAAAAAAUUAUCGAUUAGCUUUGUUACUACGUGAAAUAAAUGAAUGUAUUCAUUUUAUCUGUAAAUAAAGGAGAGUGCAGGACGGUUGAAAUGAGCGGUCAGGGCUCUUUUUGCUGUUUUGAACGUCAUCCGUCAUAUGUGAGAGAACUGCUAGCACUUGCCUUGUCUUCCCUACACUGUGUCCAAUAGCCCUUCCUGGUCUGCUUUUAAACUACUCCAAACUCUAACAAGAACAACCAGCCUGCCAGCACACAGAGCCCUGACCCAAUUUUCUCUUCCUCUUUAUGUCCAGACGUUGCUGUUGUGAAGAUAAAAUGUCUGUUUUAUUAAAAGUGCCACUGAAGCACAACAGU
Molecule: messenger RNA, 2002 nt
Organism: Sinocyclocheilus rhinocerous
Lineage: Eukaryota; Metazoa; Chordata; Actinopteri; Cypriniformes; Cyprinidae
Product: transmembrane protein 240-like
Exons: 4
Coding region: 508-1035 (175 amino acids)
Source: RefSeq, a predicted model, not a curated record